Gossypium arboreum is the source of this 1651-nucleotide messenger RNA. RefSeq names its product outer envelope protein 39, chloroplastic. The record is from RefSeq and is a predicted model, not a curated record. The transcript is spliced from 11 exons. Gene Ontology annotation, cellular component: outer membrane. Gene Ontology annotation, biological process: chloroplast organization; embryo development ending in seed dormancy. The coding region runs from base 308 to 1405 and encodes 365 amino acids. Lineage: Eukaryota; Viridiplantae; Streptophyta; Magnoliopsida; Malvales; Malvaceae.
AAGUAAGACCAAAGAAGAAGCAAAGGAGAUAACAAACUUCGAACUUCGGCCUUUGGGUGAGAAUGAGAUAAAAUACUGAACACAUGGAUACAUAAAUAAGGCUUCUUUCCCCUUCACCAAAGAAAAACAUCACACGGAACACAAGACUCUUGUUUUUCCUUCUUCUUUGUUAUGCUGUGUCUUUGAUAUUUUGCACAAUUUCGUUUCAUUUCAUGCGAAAUGCAAUCUUUGUCUAACUCACAACACUAACCCAUUUUUUCCAUCCAUCCAUUUCCCUUUGCUUAAUGGUUUUUUCAUCUCUAACUCUAUGGGGGCUCAGAAGAGCAUCCAUGCAGGCAAAGCCAAGAUUGAUGUUAAUGUUGAUUUCACCCACAAGAUAUGUGCUUCUAUGAUGCUUCCUUCUUUAAGGAACACUGGCAGUCCUCUAUCCCUCGUAAUUGGCAGGUAUUGUCAUUUUAGUCUUUGCAUUAAACACCCAAAUUUAUUUGGUGGAAGUGAGAAGCUUGAUGUAUCAUGGGAUAAGGGGUUAUAUGAUUCAAAUAUCUUGGUAGCUUACAGGAGGCCUCGACCACAAUGGGUUGCUCAACAAUGUUUUGUUAUGCAGCACUCACUUUCACCUGAGAUUGGUGUUCAUGGUAUACCUGUGGACAAUUUCUCUCGUUCGGGGAGUGGAGGUGUGAAUUUGUCUCGAUUUUCAGUUGGAUUGGAUCUAAAUGAACCUGCAAGUUCUAAAUGGAGCAGUACAACAAGUGUAAAGUUUGAGAAUGUUCGCCUGUUGAGUGAUGAUGGCCGCUCCAUUACCAGAGAUCUUGAUGGUUUUCCUGUCACUUGCAGUGGCAAUGCUCAUGACAGUAUGGUAGUCUUAAAGCAAGAAUCUCAAUAUGCGAAGGCAAACGAGCAUAGUUUUUCUCGUUUUACUAUGCAAAUAGAACAAGGGAUUCCAGUUCUAUCCAAGUGGUUAAUCUUCAACCGUUUCAAAUUUGUUGCAUCAAAGGGCAUCAAACUUGGACCGGCCUUUCUCUUGACAAGCCUGACAGGUGGUUCGAUUGUAGGAGAUAUGGCUCCAUAUCAAGCAUUUGCAAUCGGUGGUCUAGGCAGCGUGAGAGGGUAUGGUGAAGGUGCCGUUGGAUCUGGAAGAUCAUGUUUGGUUGCUAAUACUGAAGUGACAUUUCCUUUGAGCAAAAUGUUGGAAGGUUCUGUUUUCCUGGACUGUGGAACUGAUCUGGGCUCGGGUCGGCUUGUACCUGGAAAUCCAGCCAUGAGACAAGGUAAACCAGGAUCUGGAGUUGGGUUCGGGUACGGUCUUCGGUUCAAGUCUCCAGUUGGUCAUUUCCAGGUUGAUUAUGCCAUCAAUGCCUUUCAACAAAAGACUCUAUACUUUGGCGUCACAAAUCUUGCAUCUUGAAUUCACUUUAAAACCAUACACAAGCUGCCAAAUUUCUUCUCAUUCUGUAGCGGAAAAAGAAACACUGACAUGUUGAUUCAUGGAGAAACACUUGAAGCUUUGCCCCAUAGCGUAGUUGCAAUUUCGUGGGGGAAAAAGAUGAUGGCGUCAUUGAUUGUUAAAAGCAGUAGAGACAGGUAGGAACAUUGAAAUUAAACGGUGUCGAGGCUGAAAUUCUUUCCACAAAUAGAAGCUGCUCAAAUACCA